Messenger RNA from Eimeria tenella, 2172 nucleotides. Its product is annotated as zinc finger (C3HC4 RING finger) protein, putative. Gene Ontology annotation, cellular component: nucleus; SWI/SNF complex. The record is from RefSeq and is a predicted model, not a curated record. NCBI's taxonomy places the organism in Eukaryota, Apicomplexa, Conoidasida, Eucoccidiorida, Eimeriidae. The transcript is spliced from 4 exons. Gene Ontology annotation, molecular function: transcription coregulator activity. Gene Ontology annotation, biological process: regulation of transcription by RNA polymerase II. The annotation marks the transcript as partial.
AUGCCUUUUUGGGGAAAACACAAAAAGGAAAUAUCGAAGGCCAUGGGCAUUGUGGCAUUUGUGGGUUCUGCUGCUGCUGCUGCGGGCCGGCAACGAGCAGCAGCAGCAGCAGCAGCAGCAGCAGCGGUGCCGGGGGCUGCAGGCGAAGCAGCAGGAGCAGCAGCGCCGAUGGAAACAGACCCCAAAAACGCAACUUCACCGGCAGCAGCAGCUGCUGCAGCAGAGGGCGAGAAGCUGGCAGCACGUAAUCGUCCAGCAGCUGCAGCAGGUGCUGCUGCUGCCGCUGCUGCUGCUGCCUUGAAAGAUGGGGCAGGCAGCCCCUACUCGGUGCUGCUGUUCACAAGUGCUUGGGAAGAGACAGAGCAGCUGCUGCGGGAGACAAUGAUGGCUGUGGGCGUUCGCCUGCCCGUGCAAGCAGCAGCAGCAGCAGCAGCGGCCACUGCGCCGCAGCAGUUGGGAGUCGACUUUGCUGCUGCUGCUGCUGCUGCUGCAGGGAGGGGGGGACACACCUCCCGCAGGAGGCGGAACAGACGGCAGCAGCAGCAGCUGCAGCAGCAGCACUCAGCGCCGCUGCAUCAGCAGCUGCAGCACCAGCAGCACCAGCACCAGCAACAGCUGCAGCACCUGCAGCAGCAGCGCCAGCAGCGCUUGGGGCUGCACACUGCGCGCACCCCAACAGGCAGCAGGGGGGGCGUCCCUGCUGCAGCAGCAGCAGCAGCAGCAGCUUCGCGGGCAGCAGAAACAUCAGGGGGCAGAGCAGCAGCAGCACGAUCAGCAGUAGGGGCCGCAAUAGCAGCAACAGCAGCAGGGUCCAGAACUUUAUUAGUGGGCGCAGCAGCUGCAGCGCGGUCUGCAGCGAUAGCAGCAGCAGCAGCAGCAGCAGCAGAGGACCCACUGGGAGGUAACCAUUUUGGGGGUGACGGCUUCUCAGGAGCUGCUGUUUCCAUUCGAGCUGCGUCUCCUCCUGUUGCUGCUGCUGCUGCUGCUGCCCCCGCUGCUGCUGCUGCGGGGAGCCAUUCGAGGGCUGCUGCACGGGGGCAGGACCUUGCAGAGUUUCCAGCAGCAGCAGCAGCAGGAGGAGCAGCCCCAGCUGCAGCAGGAUUUUCUGGAGGGUCUCCUCCCCCCCCAGCAGCAGCAACAGCAGAAGCAGCAGCAGCAGCAAAUGCAGAAGCUGAUGCCCUCUGGGUUUAUUCCCUAACAGCGCAGCGGGGAAUCCCCGCGGCGCUGCGGCGGAUGCUGGCAGUCUGCAGGCCCAAGCAGCAACAGCAGCAGCAGCAGGGAGAGCUAGAUGAGCAGCAGCAGCAGCAGCAGCAGCAGCAGCAGGAAGAUGAGGGGGAGCCAGUGGUGCUGCACUGCCGCAGCUGCACCACGGGGCCGCACAACCGAGAUGUCUUUCUUGCUGUUACUGGUGGGGGGGCCCUAAGCCCUCACUGGGGUGCUGCUUUUGUUGCUUCGGUGCUUAGCAGCAGCAUGGGCAGCAGCAGCAGCAGCAGCACCAGCAGCACCAGCAGCAGCAGCACGGCCAACAGCAUUGCGACCCUCUCUUGGCUGCAGCUGCUGGAGCUCGCGCACACCCAGACCAUGUGGCCCGCGCGGGGCCCCGCGGCUCCGCUGCUGCAGCAGCCGCCCCCCAGCCCAGCAGCAGCAGCAGCAGCAGCAGCAGCAGCAGCAGAUGGAGACGCAGUCGCAGAAAUGUGCAGGAGGGGCCGCCCAGGGAGACAGCCAGGGAAAGGCGGAGACUUAAUGGCUUUGACCCGCAGCUACAGGGGGGCCUUUUCUGUGGAGCGGUGCUGCAGCAGCAUCUGGGGAGCAGCAGCAGCAGCAGCAGCAGCAGCAGGAGGCUCGCAGGCGGCGGGGAGCAGCGCUGAGACCCAGCAGCAGACACAGCCUCGCCCCAAGCAGCAGGAAGCAGCAGCGGCCAACAGUGUGCUGCGCCCCACAGCUUCUCGCGACGGCGCAGCAGCAGCAGCAGCAGCAGACGGUGGAGCGACGCGGUCUACGACGCAGAGGUCGCAGGAAGCAGCAGCAGCAGCAGCAGCAACUGCUGCUGCUGCUGCUGCUGCUGCGCGACUCAGAGCUACCUCAGCACUUGCCAUUGCGGGGGUUUAUUCUUUAAGUCAAAAGACAAGAAAGAAACACGAAAGACUUGAAUUCAUGCUGCACAAACUCAAG